AUGGCCAAGGAGUUCGUAGGAAUGACACCGGAAGAAAUCGCUGCUCUGCCAGUAUUUCCCGAGCCUGAGGAAACUGGUGGUGGUACUGUCACAACUGAUGGCGGUACUAUCGUUGCAGACGGGCGUGGCUACGUAUAUUUUAUAACGGAAAGCGGACACACCAGUUAUUUCAAGGUCGGCAAGACCGGGGAUCCGAACACUCGCUGUAUGAAUCUUCAGACGGGGAAUCCUCGGAAGUUGAAAAUGGAGGCACGUAAAGUGGCUAACAUGGACACCGUUGAGAAGAGUGUGCUGCAGGCUAUGGCGGCCAGGUACAGUAAAACAACCGGAGGAAGAGAGUGGUUCUCUGGAGAUGUGGCAGGAGCCUAUAAUCUGUUUCUGACAAUUGUCAACGCUGCUUGA
This is a messenger RNA of Geodia barretti, 402 nucleotides long. NCBI's taxonomy places the organism in Eukaryota, Metazoa, Porifera, Demospongiae, Tetractinellida, Geodiidae. The record is from the annotation of a GenBank genome assembly.